CUCCUGUGUGGAUGAGUCCGUUUCUGAACUCGCGUUCGAGGCACACGAAAUGCCCCUCUCCCGCUGACCAUGCAACAUUUUCGGUGUUUGACAAACGCCUGCACAGCUUGGGACAUCACUGCUCGUCCCCCAAGGCCUUUGGCGCCGCGCAUGCAGAGGUCCCCAGGGAGGCCACGGCCACCAGAAGACCCCUAGAGCAGCUCGCGGGAGAGCCAUGCCCGAAGACCCUCGGGGCAAGCUGCUCCCCUGCGGGCUGCGCUCACACCGCAGCUGCCACGACGGGGGCGGGGGGCCGGCGGCGGCAGCGGGGCGCCCCGGGCCCAGCCGGCGGGCAGCGGCGGGGCAGGCGGCAGCGCCUGCGCGCCCCCCGGCCGCCGCGGGGCCGCGCCGGGCGCUGGGGCGGGGUCUGCGGGCGCCGACGGGGCGGCGGCGGCGGGCGCCACGUCGGCAGCGGCGAAAGGCGGCGGAGUAAAGUCUGCAGCGGGCUGCUGGGCCGCGCUGAGCCGCGGGGUGUACGCAGGAUAUCUUUGUGGAAACAGCUCCCUCACGAAGGAAUACACUUGGCAAUAAUGAAUCAAACGGACAAAAAUCAACAGGAACUCCCAUCGUACCUCCAUGAUGAACCACCAGAAGGUUCAUUAAAAGACCACCCACAGCAGCAGCCUGGCAUGCUUUCUCGGGUGACUGGUGGCCUCUUCAGUGUAACAAAAGGAGCUGUUGGUGCCACGAUUGGGGGUGUUGCUUGGAUUGGAGGGAAGAGCUUGGAAAUUACCAAAACAGCAGUCACAUCUGUGCCUUCAAUGGGAGUGGGGAUAGUCAAAGGAGGUGUUUCUGCAGUGGCUGGAGGCGUUACAGCUGUAGGAUCUGCCGUUGCAAGUAAAGUGCCUUUAACAGGGAAGAAAAAGGAUAAGUCUGACUAAAACCAAAACUGAGACAUACUUGAUUUUUGAGAAUAUUACGUCGGUGGUGUUGAAAUCUGCUAAGAUUUGGACCACGAGAAGCCAUGUGUCUUAGACAUCUAUCUUCUAAAGAGCUGUGCAAGUAACUUGAUUUCCUCUGAAAAGGACAGACGAAGCUUGGCUAGCGUGGUGUAUGAAGAUUUAUUAGAAGCUAGAUUCAAGCUUUAUAUCUGGUGAAAUGUUACACUUGAUAACUGUAGAAGCAAGUAUGUGUAUCUGAAGGGGUAAUACAUAUUUGAAUAUUCACUUACUGUAAGUCUCUUGCAGUUUUGGACUAAAAUGUGAACACAUAAAUUUAAUUUGGUAAACUGCAGUACCAUAAAUAUGAGAUGCCAAUUACUGUUCUCAGUGGUUUCCACAUCUUCCUCCUAAGGAUCUUUGAACUGUGUAAUGGCAUCGUUGGAUGUGCCUAAGUAGUUUCACUUAUGAAACUGUAUUUGCAGGCAGCCUGUAAACUAUCCAUGAGUGCAUUCUGCCACUGUGGACUGGAAACAAAUAGUACUGGAGGGAUGCAGAAAUUGGAAAUGGAAGUGGGAGACAGGAGGUGAGAAAGCUUGAUGACGUGGUAGAGGGGGAUCAUAAAGAGCAAACUAAUUCAAUUGUUAAUAAUUUUUUUUUCCAAUAAGGCAUUAAGUGAAGCUGUUUAAAGAACUGUCUUGUCAUUUCAGUACAGUUCGCAGAACAAGCUUAGGCUCUUUAUGACCAGAAAUUUAGUCAGCUUUUACUGCAAACAAGAUUGCUAAAUCUCAGGUGUAUUUAAUGAUACACAUCUGUCUCCUGCAAGUGAAAACUUGCUGCUUCUAAUAAACUUCUUAUAGACACUAGAAAAAAAUGAUGGCUUAAUUGAAACUGGGCUGUUUGUGGUCAUCUAGCACUAUAAUACGACAACUGUGUAACUUGAAAGAAAAUCCUUUAUGUAGUUGGGAACCACUGAAGAACUAGCAAAGUUGUUGUCUUAACUUCAUGAUGUGUCAGGUUAGCUUCUUGCUCUGGCUAGAGGCUUCUUGUUUCUAGCUUCUCAUUUAAACAAAUGUAACAAAUUUUUUCACUACAUCUGUAUCUCAUACUUUACAUUUUGAUUUUGAUAAAUUUAACACUUUUAAUAAAAAAAGACAAAUGAGGCCUUACAGGAAAAUAAGAAUGAGAAACGUUAUGCAGGUAAUGCUGACAGAUUCCAAACUUUGAUAUACCUCAUCUGGGAGCAUUUGUAGGCCCUCCCCAGAGUGGAGCAAAACACACUUGUAAGAGACAGCUCAAAGUUGCCUUAAAAUAGAAGCUGUCUGUGAUCUUUGUGCUGACUUUGCAAAUAAGUAACUUGUUUGGAAGCCCAUAACACAUGACUGAAGAUUCGUGUGAACAUUCUGUAUGCAGUAUUUUCUGUAAACUUGUGUUCCUACAGAAAAUUUCUAAGCAUGUAAGCUUUUUCAGUGGCUAUGGUUAUACAAGAAGGAUAUAUAUAGGGUGGUUUGGGGUUUUUUGGGGGGUUGGUUGUGUGUUUUUAGAAAUUAAAGAAAUCAAAAUAUAUUACUUGUCUAAAACUUACUCCUAUUCAUGGAUGUUGAAAGUAAACUGUGUAAGUUAUGGUACAGUAGUCACUUAGUCUUUCUGAGCCAUUGGUACUUUAACUGCAGUCUGGAACAACUUUCUUUAUUUGAUUAUUAGUAAUUGUUUAUGUUUAACACAGUAUUUUAAAGCAAGGUGAGUUGGUGGUGGGAAGAAAAGACCAAAAAACCCAAUAAAUGGAAUUAAUAUGUUCCUUUGUUGGUUGCACCAGAUGCUUAGCUCCAUUCUGCUGCAAGUGUAUAAUGGAGUAAAAGAAGUCUAUGCAAUACAUGCAGACUUACUGUUUUUAUUGUUAAAGGCUAAUAAUAUGGAAUACAGUGUAGCUUAGAGAUAUCAGUUAGCUAUAGAAAUGAGCUAGCUUUGACACCAGAAACAGUUUAGCUGCAGCAAGUAAUUUAGUAUGCUCUGCUCCCCUGCAGUUCUCAAUGUAGAUGUAUUCAGAGUGCUACUGCUGUACUACAGUGUCAGCUGUUUCAGAGCAUAAUGAUAUUUGUGACAUUCAACCAAACCCUUCCUAAUCACUUUUCGAAAACUUAAAUGUUGAACGGAUCAUACCUCUUUUUUUAUGACAUCCUCUAAUUUUUAUACUAUGAAGCUUGCAGCAAAACAAGUGUGGUCUGAGAUGCAUAAUGUUAGAACUGUAAAAAGCUACUUCAUUAUGUUUUGUUCUUAACAUAUCCUGUACUCAUUACCUCUGAAUCUUGUAACUGAAAUGCUUUAAUAUGGCAUAUGGUUUUAGUUUUAGAGAAGAGCUUUGUCCUAUACGCUGCGUAUUUUCCAUUCACAUAUGAAACUCACUUCUUUUUAAAAUAUGUUCUGAUUCUGUCCUGACACUUGUGAAACAUUAAAUUGUUGCUGUUUCAGA
Molecule: messenger RNA, 3387 nt
Organism: Dromaius novaehollandiae (emu)
Lineage: Eukaryota; Metazoa; Chordata; Aves; Casuariiformes; Dromaiidae
Gene: TMEM263
Product: transmembrane protein 263
Exons: 4
Coding region: 12-920 (302 amino acids)
Source: RefSeq, a predicted model, not a curated record